UUUUCUCCACUCCAUCAACUGUUUCAACAGCGAAGAGCAAGGAGGCAAGCUGCCCGCCAAUUGCCCACCAUGCCGCCACGUCCACGACUCCAACUCUCGGCUCUGUCAUCGCCAUCAUCGUAUCUCUUUUCAGCAGUUAAACCAUCGCCGUUCGCCUGCCUCCAGACCCGAUCCUAUGCCGCCCUGCAGAAGAAGCCCGCCGGCACCAAAAAGUCGAAAGCAACCCGCACGACCUUCAAGCCCAGCGACAUCUCAUCCCUUGAGCAGUUCUCGCUCGUCGAUGCCAUGAGAUACAUUCGCGCGUUUGAAGUGGGCCGGAACCCCGCCGCUACCAAGUACGAACUUCAUGUCAAGCUGCGCACGGCAAAGAGCGGCCCCACCAUCAAGAGUCGGAUUCGUCUGCCGAAGCCUGUCAAAACGGAUAUGCGGAUCUGUGUUAUUGCGACGGGAAGGCAAGCGGAGGCGGCAAAGGCGGCAGGCGCAGUACUUGUGGGGACGGACGAGGUGUUUGAGAAGAUCCAAAAGGGCGAGAUCGAUUUCGACCGUGUCAUCUGUCACGAUGACUGCUUUGCGGCGCUGACCAAGGCAAGGCUCGGUCGUAUUCUCGGUCCCAAAGGAAUGAUGCCCUCACAGAAGACUGGAACCGUGGUCCCUAACGUCGCUUCGGCUAUGAGGGAGCUCACAGGGAAGUCGGAUUACCGUGAGCGCAUGGGUGUCAUCAGGAUGGCGGUCGGACAGCUUGCGUUUACGGAGGCGGAGCUGCAUAAGAACAUCAGGGCGUUCAUCGAGCAGUUGAAGAAGGAGUUUGGUGCCAUUAGCUUUCGCGCGGACAAGAGCAUAAACGAGGUCGUACUCAGCUCAUCCAAUUCGGCCGGGUUCAGUCUGAGCGGAGAGUUCAAGAACGUGGUCAUCAAAGCCGUGCCCCCGCCGGUGGCGGCUGGGAUGGAAGUCUUGACGGAAGCGGUGCCGACGCCGAUGCCGGCACAACUGGCGGCAUAGGGUCUGGGAGGAUUGUGAAAUAGAGCAGCAAAUGUACAGUAUCUAUAAGCAUCUUGACCGAGAGUGAACAGUUCACGUGCCACUCGCUCUCACGGGGAUGUAUACAUGAUCAUCGAACAUCUCGGCGAAAAGAAGUACAUUCGUUACUAGGGGAAGGAGGUGGCACAGGCUGGAUAGUG
Molecule: messenger RNA, 1178 nt
Organism: Tricharina praecox
Lineage: Eukaryota; Fungi; Ascomycota; Pezizomycetes; Pezizales; Pyronemataceae
Product: mitochondrial large ribosomal subunit protein-like protein L1
Exons: 2
Coding region: 70-999 (309 amino acids)
Source: RefSeq, a predicted model, not a curated record